Arabidopsis thaliana (thale cress) is the source of this 372-nucleotide messenger RNA. It is a transcript of the gene RALFL3, whose product is annotated as RALF-like 3. NCBI's taxonomy places the organism in Eukaryota, Viridiplantae, Streptophyta, Magnoliopsida, Brassicales, Brassicaceae. The record is from RefSeq and is marked reviewed. Bases 63 to 335 code for a protein of 90 amino acids. The transcript has a single exon. Gene Ontology annotation, cellular component: extracellular region.
ACUAUAAAUACAACAGAUUGAAACUUUUCAUUGUUCAGUUCACCAAAACAAAUAAUUUAAUCAUGAGCAAUUUGAGAGGAACAAAUAGGUUUAUACUUGUGGCAGUACUCGUAUCAUUUGUGUUUUUAAGCAUCAUGAAUGCUGAAGCUCGUAAAGAAAUUGGAUAUCCAAAACAAAGAUUUGGUGAAGACCGAACGAAUCCGUACGAGGAAAUAACACCACCACUAAUAGGAGGAUGUGAUCCUAAAAAUCCUCAAACGUGUCUACCAAAACAGCCAGCAAAUCCGUACCGACGAGGAUGUUUAAAAAUUACAAGAUGUCAGCGUGAUGUAUAAGCUUUUUCGAACUAUAUAUGUAACAACUAAAGAUUAU